Messenger RNA from Apodemus sylvaticus (European woodmouse), 2579 nucleotides. It is a transcript of the gene Ints10, whose product is annotated as integrator complex subunit 10. The coding region runs from base 8 to 2365 and encodes 785 amino acids. Gene Ontology annotation, biological process: snRNA processing. Lineage: Eukaryota; Metazoa; Chordata; Mammalia; Rodentia; Muridae. Gene Ontology annotation, cellular component: integrator complex. The transcript has 19 exons. The record is from RefSeq and is a predicted model, not a curated record.
UCUGGGCAUGCGCAGUGGCCACCUAGGGUUGGUGGCGCCCUGGAGUCCUCUCCCGGAAAGGCUAAAAGCCGGGACCAUGUCGGCCCAGGGCGACUGUGAGUUUCUGGUGCAGCGAGCCCGGGAGUUAGUGCCCCAGGAUCUGUGGGCAGCCAAGGCGUGGCUGAUCACGGCCCGCAGCCUCUACCCGGCCGACUUCAACAUCCAGUAUGAGAUGUACACCAUCGAACGGAAUGCAGAGAGGACUGCCACCGCAGGGAGGUUGCUGUAUGACAUGUUUGUGAAUUUCCCAGACCAGCCAGUGGUGUGGAGAGAAAUCAGUAUCAUAACGUCAGCAUUGAGGAAUGACUCACAAGAUAAGCAAACCCAAUUUUUAAGGAGUUUAUUUGAAACCCUUCCGGGUCGGGUCCAGUGUGAAAUGUUACUGAAGGUGACGGAGCAGUGCUUCAACACGCUGGAAAGAUCAGAGAUGUUGCUGCUGCUGCUGAGGCGUUUCCCUGAGACGGUGGUGCAGCACGGGGUUGGCCUCGGAGAAGCACUGCUGGAAGCCGAGACCAUUGAAGAACAAGAAUCUCCUGUUAACUGCUUUAGAAAGCUAUUUGUUUGCGAUGUCCUUCCUCUAAUAAUCAACAACCAUGAUGUUCGCCUGCCUGCCAAUCUGCUAUAUAAAUACUUGAACAAAGCAGCUGAAUUUUACAUCAACUAUGUCACUCGGUCCACACAGUUAGAAAAUCAGCAUCAAGGUGCACAAGAUACAUCUGAUUUAAUGUCGCCUAGCAAACGUAGCUCUCAGAAGUACAUCAUAGAAGGACUGACUGAGAAAUCAUCCCACAUUGUAGACCCCUGGGAGAGGCUGUUUAAGAUUCUGAAUGUUGUCGGAAUGAGAUGCGAAUGGCAGGUGGAUAAAGGAAGACGGAGCUGCGGCGACAUGCUGCACCGCAUGAAGGAGCUCUGCAGAUACAUGAACAGCUUCGACAGCGAAGCUCACACCAACUAUAAAAACCAAGUGCUCUACUCCACGCUGCUGGUGUUCUUCAAGAGUGCGUUCCAGUACGUCAGCAGCAUACAGCCCUCUCUCUUCCAAGGUCCUAACGCCCCAAGCCAGGUUCCACUAGUUCUUCUGGAAGACGUAGCCAAUGUGUAUGGUGAUGUAGAAAUUGAUCGCAGUAAACACAUACACAAGAAGAGGAAGCUAGCUGAGGGAAGAGAAAAAACCAUGAGUUCAGAUGACGAAGAGUGCUCAGCGAAAGGCAGAAAUCGGCACAUUGUCGUUGGCAAAGCUGACCUCAGCAACUCCAUCGAAGUACUAGAGAGCUUCAAACUGGCCAGGGAAAGCUGGGAGUUACUGUACUCUCUGGAGUUCCUUGACAAAGAAUUUACAAGAAUUUGUUUGGCUUGGAAGACGGACACCUGGCUAUGGCUAAGAAUCUUUCUCACAGAUAUGAUCAUCUACCAGGGUCAAUAUAAGAAGGCAAUCUCCAGUCUGCAUCACUUGGCAGCUCUCCAAGGAUCCCUUUCUCAGCCGCAGAUCACAGGACAGGGGACGUUGGAACACCAGAGGGCGCUCAUCCAGCUGGCUACAUGUCACUUUGCUCUGGGGGAGUACAGAAUGACAUGCGAAAAAGUUCUAGAUCUGAUGUGCUACAUGGUGCUCCCCAUACAAGAAGGUGGGAAGUCGCAGGAAGAGCCGUCCAAAGUAAAGGCCAAGUGUAGAAAAGGUUUGGAUCUGAAGCUUCUGCCCUGUACCAGUAAGGCUAUUAUGCCAUACUGCCUGCACUUGCUGCUAGCCUGCUUUAAGCUGAGAGCUUUUACAGACAACAGAGAUGACAUGGCGCUGGGCCAUGUGAUUGUACUGCUCCAACAGGAGUGGCCACGGGGAGAGAACCUUUUCCUGAAAGCCAUCAGUAAGAUUUGCCAGCAAGGAAACUUCCAGUACGAGAACUUCUUCAGCUAUGUUACAAACAUUGAUAUGCUGGAGGAAUUUGCUUAUUUAAGAACCCAAGAAGGAGGGAAGAUUCAUCUGGAAUUACUCCCAAACCAAGGAAUGCUGAUCAACCAUUGCAGACCUUUUGGGUGGUCCCUCCAGAUGAGUGGCAGAGAUGUUGUGAGCAGUGUACCUCUCCUCCCCUUGGGGCCUUCUAGCCCUCCCAUGGGGUUGCUGCAGCAGGAAUUCUUACCUGUGCUUCAGCCCAGCAUACAGACUGCUGACAGGCACCACACAGUCACUCGAGGCAUCACCAAAGGUGUGAAGGAGGACUUCCGCCUGGCCAUGGAGCGCCAGGUCUCCCGCUGUGGUGAGAACCUGAUGGCGGUACUGCAUCGCUUCUGCAUUAAUGAGAAGAUCUUGCUCCUGCAGACUCUGACCUGAUAGACCUCCCGGCCACCAGCGGCUCAGGCAUGGCACAUGCUGUCAGCCCGGGGCUGACAGAAGAAGGAAGACGCCCAGUUCUAACUCCCCCUUAGUUGCUUGAAAGCCGAUCCCAAGACUAUAGGAAGUUAUUUCUAUUUUUAAGACUUCAGGUUUUUUAAUUUGUACAAAACAAGAGUCAAUCCAUUUUGUAAAUAAAAAUCCUAAAAAUUUG